This is a messenger RNA of Aaosphaeria arxii CBS 175.79, 396 nucleotides long. RefSeq lists its product as uncharacterized. The coding region runs from base 1 to 396 and encodes 131 amino acids. The record is from RefSeq and is a predicted model, not a curated record. Lineage: Eukaryota; Fungi; Ascomycota; Dothideomycetes; Pleosporales. The transcript has 2 exons.
AUGGCGAAGGACCAGAAGAGUGAAGAAGAUGAACAGAGGAAGUUCGAGUUCUCAAUUUUUGUUUCGAGUGCCAAGACGCGCUAUUGUAUCAUUGCCAAUUUCUACAGCACAGCAAACAGGCCUCCAUAUCCUUUCCCGUUCAUCAUGAAGGUACUCGCAAUUCUCGGAUUUCUACUCCUGUUCCCCAUACUUUUCUUCAUCGCGUUCCUCGCAUUGUCGUCCUGCAUGGGCGAGAAUUUCCGCGCAAGAAUAGCCGGCAUGACCUUCAGCCCUCGAAACACAUCCUUUGGCCGCUUCUACGCCCGUGGAAUGGGCUCGGGAGCAGGACAAGCAGGCUGGGAACAGAUCGAAAUGGAGGACAUGCUUGGGGACGAUUCCCAUUCGGAUUCGGAGUGA